Dunckerocampus dactyliophorus (ringed pipefish) is the source of this 3665-nucleotide messenger RNA. It is a transcript of the gene kifbp, whose product is annotated as kinesin family binding protein. NCBI's taxonomy places the organism in Eukaryota, Metazoa, Chordata, Actinopteri, Syngnathiformes, Syngnathidae. The transcript has 19 exons. The coding region runs from base 20 to 1933 and encodes 637 amino acids. The record is from RefSeq and is a predicted model, not a curated record.
AAGAAGACAAACAUUAAACAUGGCGUCACUCGGCAGCGAAGAGUGGAAAGCAAUCUGCGAUAAAUUCACCAACGCCCAAAACCUCACUGAUAUCGAAUCCCGAAAUGACCCAGAAAACGACCCCUUUCGUUCCAAGUACAAAGCCAGAGACAUCCUCAGGGAGAUACACUGCUCGCUGAAGAGCUUCGAGGCCGGUGAGGGAGAGGAAGACGGCGGGGUGGAAGGCGGCGACCAGCGGCCGACCGAGCAGCCGGUGGACGGCCUGUUAGAGGGUUUGUUCGAGCGGGGCUUCAGCGGGGACUCGCCGGUCGGCCAGAGAACCACUCGACUCGCAGCGGUGGAGUAUUACCUGGGCGUGAACCAUGUUGACACGGAGGAGCUGUCAGCGGGACAAGAACAUCUAAUGAACUGCAUGAAACUACUGGAGAGAUGCAGAGUGGCCACUGAGAGUGUGUCGUUAUUCAUCCAUGUCAGGAACCAGCUAGGCAUACUUUGGGCGGGCCGGGAUGAGACGGAGAUGGCACAGGGAUUCCUGGAAACAGCUGAAUCCAUCUAUUUGCGUUAUAUGAAGGAGGAUGGAAGUCCUCCCACUGAUUUGGUAGAGUAUUUUACUACCAAUGAGAAGAUGGUGACACACCAGGAAAGGAGCAAAAAGUUUGAGCUAGCCUACACCCACACUAUGUAUUACCUCGCUCAGGUUUAUAAAAACCUUGGUCAAACUGAGCGAGCUGCCACGUACUGCCACAGCACCCUGCAAAGACAACUGCAGUUAAAUCAGUUCAGUCCAAUGGAGUGGGCCCUGAACGCCGCAACACUGUCACAGUACUACAUCACAAAGGGGCGCUACAUGGAGGGCAGACAUUGCCUCUCAGCAGCCACCGUCAUAUCAGCUUUGGCAGGAGAAGCUCCUUCAGAGGCUGCAGCGCAGGAAAGUGAGAUAGAGAGCGAGAGACGGGAUCAGCUGCGCCAGAAGAGGGCGGAAAUAGCGAGAUGCUGGAUCAAAUACUGUCUCAACCUCCUUCAGGAUGCCAAGAAAGUGCUUCAGGACAACAUCGGCGAACUGGAUACCGAUCUACAGGAGGACUUGAAGAGGAAGAGGAGGCUUGAGGAGGAGGAGGAAGAGAAAGUCAGGAAGAGCGCUCUUAGGUUCGGCUCUGAGGACACGUUUGACUCAAUUGCCAGUCUGGAGGAGAAGGUGAGCUGCUUGCUCCCGCUGGACUUCACUGAAGCCAGAAAUAUUUUUCUGGUGGGACAGAACUAUGUCACACAGGCUAAGGAGUACUUUCAGAUGGACGGCUACGUGACGGACCACAUCGAGAUCCUGCAGGAUCACAGUGCUCUGUUCAGAGCUCUGGCCUUCUUUGAAGAGGAUGUUGAGCGGCGCUGCAAGAUGCACAAACGGCGUGUUGACAUGCUGGAGACCAUCUGCAUUGAGCUGAAUGCCCAGUACUACCUCAUGGUCCGCAGACAGCUCAUGUUUGAGCUGGCCGAGACCUACAACGAAAUGAUGGACUUGAAACUGACGCUGGCCAACAGACAAGCUGAUACACAGUCUCUCGACAACCACACCAUAAAGAAAUUCAACCACCUGUGCUCUGCUUCUGCCAAGUACUACCAGAUGUUCCUGGAUUCUCUGUGCUCUCCAGAGGGGAAGUUUCCCGAGCACCUAGAGGAAGAGGUGCUCAGACCAACCCUGGUGGCCCGCUUCAGACUGGCCCGACUGCACAGCCGCCUGAUCUGCUCAAUUCCCCUUACACAACUGGACAACCUCAGCAAGUCACUGGAAAACUACAAAUACGUUGUGCAGUACUGCGAAGCCCACCCUGAUGCUGCCGCCACCGUGGAGACGGAGCUGGAGUUGAGUAAGGAGAUGGCCGGCCUGCUUCCUCUCAAAAUCAACCGACUCAAAGCGAGGAUGGCUGCUAACAACUGAAUUCCUGCAUACAGUAUUUGUAUUCCUCCACUUCCAGUUUGUGUCGUGCGUGCAUGCCAUGUGCUGUGAAAUGUAAGGUCAGAUACACAUGAAUACACAUUUCCUUCGAUACAACAUUGCACACAUUCCAGUGAAACCUUAAAUAUAUUCUGAUCUUAUGCUUUGCACGUCAACUUUAACAGACACAUGUAAUGUAUAUAACACUUCAUUUCUCUUGGUGUUUUGUGAUGUAAAUACCCUCUCCAAUCACAGUGACUUCACAGUACUAUGUGAUGAACAUCUCAGUGAGAUGUCUGAUAAGAAAAGGAGUUCAGAUUGUGCUUCACGGAAUCCAUUUCCACCCAUCUCUUUUCUUCCACUUAUCCGGGUCCGGUUUGCGGGGGCAGCAAUCUCAGUAGGGAAGUCCAGACUUUGCGGUCCCCUGCCACUUCUCACGGCUGGGCAUGCCCGGAGCAUCUCACCAGGAGGCGUCCGGGAGGCAUCCGGACUAGAUGCCCGAGCCAACUGGCUCCUCUCGAUGUGAAGGAGCAGCGGCUCUACCCUGAGCCCCUGCCAGAUGACCGAGCUCCUGACCUUAUCUCUUGGGGCAGGAAGAGGAUUCACCCUGUGCAUUGGUUUCAGCACCUUGCCGUGUUUGUUCCAUAGCACAACGGCAUGAACGGAAAGAAGACUUCAGGAAACCAUGACGCAGUCAGAGGGCUGAGCUUAGUCUGGCUGGGUGUUUGAGUGUGUGUGUGUCAAGCACUUGGACUCAGUGUUCAACACAGGAAAGAAGUAUUUUUAUUCUCCUAUUGUUGCGGCCUAAAGCUGAGAAUGACUGCGACCCUCUUCUUCGUCGCCUGCGGCCUCUUCGUCUUACAGAACGUACAAGGAGUGCCCAGAACCGCUGCAUAUAAGUUUGUCAAGUGUCGGCCUGAUGGUGACCGUGCAAACUGUGUGGCUCACCAAAGUCCAGAGAUGGAGUGGACUCCUGAACUGCCAACCAAACUGCCUGCUUCAAGUGCACAGUACCUUGAUUCCCAGCCUGUGGAUGAAGAUGAGGAUACUGUGAGACUGAGGGAGGCAACUGAUGAUGGUUCUGGUUAUGAAGGCUCUGCUGGUCAGUUCCUGAUGGACACGUUUGAUGUGAAUACAGAAAGGGAGAUGGGGUCUGGCGAGCCCUGGACACCCAGAGACACGGAACAAUACAAAGUUGGACGAGAAUACUCAGAGGCCUUCAGGCGGUUCCUCGGUGGGUUUCAGCUGGACCAGGAGAAACCAGCCGAGAAGGAUCUGGAAGAAGACCACCUUCUGCAGUUGUAGAAUUGUCAACAUGUCGUACUUCCACACUGUCACUUCAUACUAAAAAGCUUUUCACCACCUAGUGGCAACACUUGUAUUGGACCUGGUCACAACCGCAGGUGUGCUCUAAAAGAAGUAUACAAUGGAAUAUAGUAUGUUUUUACGUUCAAUUAAUGCAGCCCUCACAUUGCUGAUACUAAAAAAAUGAUGCAUUUUCUCUUGACGCCUUAGCCGCUUUACAUUUACCAGGAAAGAAUUGUGUAAUACUUUUAAGGGAGUUUGGGCUCAGCAAGACGAAACAUGACAAUGUUGCACAACACAACAAAUCCCCUCAGGAAUAGAUGUGAUUGAGUCAUAUUCUAAGUAUGUAUUAUGUCCAUAUCAUCAAGCCAUGUUUUCUUAAACAAAAUCCUAACAAUAAAACGUUUCUAUCACUGGAAAACAACAAUUA